AUGAACCUCCUCGCUUUGAAUGCAGCGCUGUGCAAGAGAGAAGUUUUAUGUGGAGCAAAGCACAAUGCCACUACGUCCACGAAGCAGAAACGUGCAGAUAUACAAGGUCUAAGAGGAGUAGCUAUCUUAUUUGUGCUUCUAAUGCAUUUGAAGCCAAAUUCAUAUCGCCUUGGAUUUGUGGGAGUAGACAUCUUCUUUGUCCUUUCCGGCUUUCUGAUGGCCAAAAUCCUCCUCGAGAAAAAACUUACAUUGUGGUUCGUUUGGUAUUUUUACAGCCGCAGAUUCAAAAGGAUUGUACCUCUGUACAUGAUAAUCGUCGUAUCCGUUUACAUUUUUGGCUACUUCUACGUAUUGCGUUUCGAUCGCAAACAAAUCCUUGACGAUCUGACUUGGGCAUACACUUACAGCUCUAAUCUACAGCCCAUUUUUCAGAAGCUUGGAUAUUGGGAUCAGCUCUCGACAUACCGAUUUUUUGUACAUGCCUGGUCUCUCGGAGUGGAAUUACAAUACUAUCUUAUUGUACCAUUUAUCAUGGGUGUAGCACUCUGCUUUGAACACAAUGCACGCAUUAAAUUGUUCUCUACAAUUGGAGUAUUUUCUGUCAUUUUCCAACUCUAUGCUCCACCCAAGGUAUCCUAUGGUUUCUUACUAUCUCGGAUCUGGCAGUUUAUGUGCGGGUCGAUAACGUACGAGUUCUCGAAACCAUUUCUUUCGAAAGACAAGAGUCUGCUACGCCAAGAAGAAAAGAAUUCGUUAGAAAAUGCUUACAAACUAGACAAGAAAUUGUCAUACGAGGAAAUUGGCUACGCUAUUAAAUGGAAUUUGAGAGAAUCUCGUAAGAAGUAUUUUGCGAUGCCGUGCAGUAAAGACGGUGAUACUCAGCGGUACACCAAUUACAAGAAUAAUGAGCCUGAGCUGCAAUGCGUUGCGGACCUUAAGAAAGAUCGAAUCUACAAGGAAUUUCAAGGAAACAUUGACUUUAUCAGCAAGUACGCGAAACACAUAGUCAUCGAUAUGCCGUACUAUACACCUCCAUUCAACGUUGGAGCGAAGCUUGCAAGAAGACUGCAGCUGGGUCUUUUGCCUGGUGAUGAGUUCGUAGUCACUUGGGAGCAACACAUCAACCAAACACGAUAUCAUCAACUGCGGCUGAGUUCACUGAAUUGCAGCAAAUGCAUCAUGAACAACAUAAACGAGGUCAGGAAAAGUUACUGA
Cylicocyclus nassatus is the source of this 1215-nucleotide messenger RNA. The record is from the annotation of a GenBank genome assembly. NCBI's taxonomy places the organism in Eukaryota, Metazoa, Nematoda, Chromadorea, Rhabditida, Strongylidae.